Molecule: messenger RNA, 414 nt
Organism: Agelaius phoeniceus (red-winged blackbird)
Lineage: Eukaryota; Metazoa; Chordata; Aves; Passeriformes; Icteridae
Gene: RPRM
Product: reprimo, TP53 dependent G2 arrest mediator homolog
Source: RefSeq, a predicted model, not a curated record
AUGAACGGCUCCUCGGCGGGGCUCCCGGCGGGGAUGAGCGGCUCGCUGGGGGUUCCGGCAGGGCUGAACGGCUCGCUGGGAAUGCCGGCAGCACCGAACGGCUCCUCGGCGGCGGCGGCGGGGCUGCUGGCGGGGGCCGGGGGCGCGGCGCUGGAGCUGGAGCGGGCGCUGCGCUGCUGCACCGCCGCCUCCGUGGUGACCGACGGCAGCGGCGCGGCGGCGGACGAGCGCAGCCUGUACAUCAUGCGCGUGGUGCAGAUCGCCGUCAUGUGCGUGCUGGCUCUCACCGUGGUGUUCGGCAUCUUCUUCCUCGGCUGCAACCUCCUCAUCAAGUCCGAGGGCAUGAUCAACUUUCUGGUCAAGGAGCGCCGCCCGUCCAAGGAGGUGGAGGCGGUGGUGGUGGGGCCGUACUGA